AACACUUGAGAGAAAAACAGCAGCACUAGCAGUGAUCGGAGCAAGGGUGGAACUAGAUGUGUUUGUUGGAGUGAUUAGCGGUGUGGUGGAUUAGCUCUCCGUGUUUACUUCCAUUUCGACUGGGAUUUGACUUGUCGAUGGUGUGCUCAUGAACCUGGCCAGUCAGAGCGGAGAGGCCGGCUGCAGCCAGCUGCUCUUCGCCAACUUUAACCAGGACAACACGUCCUUAGCAGUCGGUACGAAGUCUGGCUACAAGUUUUUCUCUUUGUCAUCAGUUGACAAAUUGGAACAGAUUUACGAAUGUACUGACACGGAAGAUGUGUGUAUCGUGGAAAGACUGUUCUCCAGUAGCCUCGUCGCUAUUGUGAGUCUUAAGGCACCUCGGAAGCUCAAAGUGUGUCAUUUCAAGAAGGGAACUGAGAUAUGUAACUACAGCUACUCAAACACUAUACUGGCUGUAAAACUGAACAGACAGAGGUUGAUAGUAUGUCUGGAGGAAUCGCUCUAUAUCCACAACAUCAGGGAUAUGAAAGUACUGCAUACGAUUCGGGAGACUCCUCCCAAUCCAUCAGGAUUAUGUGCACUUUCUAUCAGCAAUGAUAACUGCUACCUGGCAUAUCCUGGGAGUGCAACAAUAGGUGAAGUGCAGGUCUUUGACACUGUAAAUCUGAGGGCCGCUAACAUGAUCCCCGCUCACGACAGCCCGUUAGCAGCUCUGGCUUUUGAUGCGAGUGGAACGAAACUCGCCACAGCUUCCGAGAAGGGAACGGUCAUUCGCGUGUUCUCCAUUCCAGAGGGUCAGAAGCUGUUUGAGUUCAGAAGGGGAGUGAAGAGAUGUGUGAGUAUCUGCUCGCUGGCUUUCAGCAUGGAAGGACUUUAUCUGUCUGCCUCUAGCAACACAGAGACGGUUCAUAUCUUUAAGCUGGAGACGCAGAGAGAGAAGCCACAGGAGGAACCCACGACUUGGACAGGCUACUUCGGGAAAGUCCUGAUGGCCUCCACUACGUAUCUGCCUGCGCAGGUGUCCGAGAUGUUCACGCAAGGCCGUGCCUUUGCUACAGUCAGACUGCCAUUUUCGGGACACAAGAACAUCUGCGCUCUGGCCAUAAUCCAGAAGAUUCCACGUCUUCUGGUGGCGGCGGCGGACGGCUACCUUUAUCUGUAUAACUUGGACCCACAGGAGGGAGGAGAAUGCACACUGAUGAAGCAGCACAAGUUAGAUGGAAGCGCUGAGCCUGCAAAUGAAAUUCUGGAGCAGACAUCCCAUGAGCGUCCACUAGUGGCCCAGACCUACAGCACUGCCAUCGCCAAAGGUUACCCUGAAGACCAGGGAGCAGUGGGCGGAGCUGGAGUGGAGGACGACGUGAACGCCCUGCACCUGGAUGAAGAAAACGAGCAGCCUCCGCUGAUCCUGGAGACAGACUGAGAUCUCCAAGCCCAUCACAUCCCUGGCGUCCCUGUCCACGCGGCAGGAAACAAAUCAUGGAGUUACAUUUCAGAGGGGGCGCUUUUCCUCCUCCUCUGGCGCUGCUAAGAGUAAGGGGUUAAGAAGAGAGAGGGCAUUUUUCUAAGCAAGCGUAGCUGUAGCCUUCUUGUCUGUUCUCUAUAGAUGUUUCACUGUCCCGUCUCCCCCCCGUUCGUGGCUUUUUAAACCUGGUGAAUUUUGACGCCCAGACUACAUUUCCUAAUAAUACUAAAAGCAAGACGUCCGAGCGACAGCCAUCACGUCUAGUAGCUUUGCAUGUACAUGUGCCAAGUGCAAGAAAACAUUUGCUCUUAUGUUCAUGGUUCUGAUGUGUUCAGUGGACGUUCUCCUCUCGAGCCUUGACAUAUGCUUUAAAGCGUGAGUGCACACGUGCGUGUGCGUUUCUUUUCUUAAGCAGAAGAUAGCUAACUUAAUAUGCCUGCCACAACAUUACUGUGCAAUGUUGUUGUUGUUGUUGUUGUUUUCUUUUUUCCUCAUUGUGUCAGAAAUGUGGGGCGUCUCUCUCACGUGUUGGCUGUUUUUUGUUUUGUUUUGUGCCGAAAUCUGAAUAUAGUAACGUUUCUAUGAUGCCUUCAUGUUACUUUGCCAGCUUAACGAUUAUCAAGAUGACACUGACAGUGUAAAAAGUAUUCGUCACUUCAUCUGAUCAGCAGGAUCAUCUGUAGUUUUGGACAAAGCAGCACCUUGUUUAUUUCCUAGACCAAUCUCCCCACUACUUUAUGGACCAUUUGGUUAUCCACCAGUUGCACGGAUGAAGGUUACCGUCGGGGUGGGGAAGGGGGGGAUGUCGCCCCUUCCUCUGUUCCUCUUUUCUUUCCCUUCUUACCCUGAUAUAUAUAUAUCGCAGAAUUUUAUGCGCCACUAAGACUUUAUAAAGCAUCAGCCAUAUCAUUUGGAGUGGAAAUGAUGUGUUCGUUCGGGUAGAUGUUGGUGUGCAAACACUGCCCUGUGAUGUUUAUGUAAUAAACUGCCAGGCUUGUCUGGUUUUCAGUUUAA
Molecule: messenger RNA, 2482 nt
Organism: Hemibagrus wyckioides
Lineage: Eukaryota; Metazoa; Chordata; Actinopteri; Siluriformes; Bagridae
Gene: wipi2
Product: WD repeat domain, phosphoinositide interacting 2
Exons: 12
Coding region: 149-1426 (425 amino acids)
Biological process (GO): protein lipidation; protein localization to phagophore assembly site; autophagy of mitochondrion
Cellular component (GO): phagophore assembly site membrane; extrinsic component of membrane; cytosol
Molecular function (GO): phosphatidylinositol-3-phosphate binding; protein binding; phosphatidylinositol-3,5-bisphosphate binding
Source: RefSeq, a predicted model, not a curated record